Lucilia sericata (common green bottle fly) is the source of this 3261-nucleotide messenger RNA. RefSeq lists its product as uncharacterized. Lineage: Eukaryota; Metazoa; Arthropoda; Insecta; Diptera; Calliphoridae. The record is from RefSeq and is a predicted model, not a curated record. Bases 234 to 3128 code for a protein of 964 amino acids. The transcript has 3 exons.
AUCAUGAUCAUUUAAUAAACAAUAAACAGUAUUUAGCAAAGAUGAGUCUAAAUUGAUUUGAGAAACAAUAGCGUUUAUUAUGAAGUGUUCAUAGUAUAUGGCCAUGGUAAUUUUCAACAGAAGUGAAUAAUGAUGGCUUUCGAUCGACUUAAAGAAUUUUGUAUAAAUCAGUAAGAUUGUUAGGAUUUUUUAUCAAACGAUCGUUGGAACUCAACGUGCAACAACUUAAUACAAUGAAAUUUCUAAUUAUUGGCUUUGCUUUUGCGGCAUUAGCGUGUGCGCAGUACGCUCCUAGUUCGGAAUACCUACCUCCUAUUCAGGAAGUUAGUCAGUCUUUAGAAUUGGAUGCCCCUUCAAACGAAUAUUUAGCCCCUGCUGUAGGUGAAGAAACCGUCUUGGCUGAUGAUGGUUAUCGUUACAAAACCGUCCGUCGUCAUCGUCAACGCAGACGCCGUGAUGUCAGCGAAUUGACCCAAUACUUGCCUCCCACCCAAGAAGCUUCUUUUGAAGUAGCAGCCCCUUCAAAUGAAUAUUUGUCUCCUGUUGUUGAAGAACAACAAACCGUAUUAGCUGAUGACGGUUACCGUUACAAGACUGUUCGUCGCCAACGCAAACGUCGUGAUGUCAGCGAAUUGACCCAAUACUUGCCUCCCACCCAACAAGCCUCUUUUGAAGUAGCAGCUCCAUCCAAUGAAUAUUUGUCUCCUGCUGUUGAAGAACAACAAACCGUAUUGGCUGAUGACGGUUACCGUUACAAGACUGUUCGUCGUCAACGUAAACGUCGUGAUGUUAGCGAAUUAACCCAAUACUUGCCUCCCACCCAAGAAGCCUCUUUCGACGUAGCUGCCCCAUCUAAUGAAUAUUUGGCUCCCGUUGUUGAAGAACAACAAACCGUUUUGGCUGAUGACGGUUACCGUUACAAGACUGUUCGUCGUCAACGUAAACGUCGUGAUGUUAGCGAAUUGACUCAAUAUUUGCCUCCCACCCAAGAAGCUUCUUUUGAAGUAGCAUCCCCAUCCAAUGAAUAUUUGGCUCCUGCUGUUGAAGAACAACAAACCGUUUUGGCUGAUGACGGUUACCGUUACAAGACUGUUCGUCGUCAACGUAAACGUCGUGAUAUUAGCGAAUUGACCCAAUACUUGCCUCCCACCCAAGAAGCUUCUUUUGAAGUAGCAUCCCCAUCCAAUGAAUAUUUGGCUCCUGCUGUUGAAGAACAACAAACCGUAUUGGCUGAUGACGGUUACCGUUACAAGACUGUUCGUCGUCAACGUAAACGUCGUGAUGUUAGCGAAUUGACUCAAUAUUUGCCUCCUACCCAAGAAGCCUCUUUUGAAGUAGCCGCUCCAUCCAAUGAAUAUUUGGCUCCUGCUGUUGAAGAACAACAAACCGUUUUGACUGAUGACGGUUACCGUUACAAGACUGUUCGUCGUCAACGUAAACGUCGUGAUGUCAGCGAAUUAACCCAAUACUUACCUCCCACCCAAGAAGCUUCUUUUGAAGUAGCAGCCCCAUCCAAUGAAUAUUUAGCUCCUGCUGUUGAAGAACAACAAACCGUAUUGGCUAAUGACGGUUACCGUUACAAAACCGUACGUCGUCAACGCAAACGUCGUGAUGUAAGUGAAUUGACCCAAUAUUUGCCUCCUACCCAAGAAGUGGCUUUUGAAGUUGCUGCUCCCUCCAACGAAUAUUUGGCUCCUAUUGAGCAACAACCAACUAUUUUGGCCAAUGAUGGCUACCGUGAAUCGAGUCCACUUGCUGAUGACGGUUAUCGUUACAAAACUGUAAAACGUUUACGUUUGCGCCAUCGUCGUGAUGUCAAUGAAUUGCCAUCAAACGAAUACUUGCCUCCUACAGAGUCAGCUCCAGCUGUAGCUGAUAUCCCAGUAGUUGAUACCGCUGUUGAACCUGAACAAGAUACCGCUGUUUUAGCUGAUGAUGGCUACCGUUACAAGACCGUUAAACGUAUUCGUUACCGUCAUCGCCGUGAUGUCAAUGAAUUGCCCUCAUAUGAGUACUUACCUCCUACUCAAGAAUCUCAAGUUGUGGAAGAAGCUGCUCCUGUUGCUGCCGCUGAAGAAUCUGCUGUUCUUGCUAACGAUGGUUAUCGUUACAAGACCGUUAAACGUAUCCGUUAUCGUCAUCGCCGUGAUGUCAACGAAUUGCCCUCCAACGAAUACUUGCCCCCUACCCAAGAAACCCAAGUCGUAGAAGAAGCUGCUCCAGUUGUUGCUGCCGCAGAAGAAUCUGCUGUUCUUGCUAACGAUGGUUACCGUUACAAGACCGUUAAGCGCAUCCGUUAUCGUCAUCGCCGUGAUGUCAACGAAUUGCCUUCCAACGAAUACUUACCCCCUACCCAAGAAACCCAAGUCCUAGAAGAAGCUGCUCCAGUUGUUGCUGCCGCUGAAGAAUCUGCUGUUCUUGCUGAUGAUGGUUACCGUUACAAGACCGUUAAACGCAUCCGUUAUCGUCAUCGCCGUGAUGUCAACGAAUUGCCCUCUAACGAAUACUUGCCCCCUACCCAGGAAACCCAAGUCGUAGAGGAAGCUUCUCCAGUUGUUGCUGCCGCUGAAGAAUCUGCUGUUCUUGCUAACGAUGGUUACCGUUACAAGACCGUUAAACGUAUCCGUUAUCGUCAUCGCCGUGAUGUCAACGAAUUGCCCUCCAACGAAUACUUGCCCCCUACCGAAGAAACCCAAGUCGUAGAAGAAGCUGCUCCAGUUGUUGCUGCCGCAGAAGAAUCUGCUGUUCUUGCUGACGAUGGUUACCGUUACAAGACCGUUAAGCGCAUCCGUUAUCGUCAUCGCCGUGAUGUCAACGAAUUGCCUUCCAACGAAUACUUACCCCCUACCCAAGAAACCCAAGUCGUAGAAGAAGCUGCUCCAGUUGUUGCUGCCGCUGAAGAAUCUGCUGUUCUUGCUGACGAUGGUUACCGUUACAAGACCGUUAAACGUAUCCGUUAUCGUCAUCGCCGUGAUGUCAACGAAUUACCCUCCAACGAAUACUUGCCCCCUACACAAGAAACCCAAGUCGUAGAAGAAGCUUCUCCAGUUCUAGAGUCUGCUCCUUUGGCCGAUGAUGGUUAUCGUUACAAGACUGUAAAACGCGUCGUUUACAGACGUCGUGUUUAAAUGAAAUAUUCAACAAUGAUAGCAAUUAGUUUUAGAAAAUAAAAUCAACGAAAAAUGUAGAAUUGAAAAGAUAUAAAAUAAAUAAUACAUGUACAUGUAUGUAUGUAUAUUGUACAUAAAAUUAAAUAAUGAA